GACAACAUGAGUGACAAAAGGAGAGAUACCGACCGCAAAUUCUUGCUGGAGUUCAUAGAAACGUACAAAUCGCUACCGGCUUUAUGGAAAAUAAAAUCCGAUGAAUAUAGUAAUCGAGACAAAAAAGCUGAUGCAUACAAAGUGUUGCUUCACAAAUACAACGAACAAUUUCCGGGCGCAACUCUUGAAGAUAUGAAAAAAAAGCUGAAUGCCCUACGCACAAACUUCCGAUCUGAACUACGCAAAAUGGAACGUAGUGCUAAAUCUGGAGCAGGGACAGAAGACCUUUAUAUUCCGAGUUUGUGGCAUUUUGAAGCCUUGCUGUUUCUGAGAGACCAAGAGACAACCAUUCCUUCAAGAAGCAGCAUUAUCGUCCAAGUACAGAGUCAGGAAGACGAGGAAGAAUCAACCCAGGAUACUACAAUGCAGGAUGAGGACUUAGUUGAGGUGGAUGAAGUUCUCACUAAGUCGGUUCAUACCGGAUCCACCCAGAAGCCAGGACAUCAACGGCCGUCGACCAGUCGUGCUGAUACAAACAUAUCCAUACCGCCUAUACUUGGAAUUGCAGCUUCGAAGAAACGCCGGGUCGAAGUGAAAAAGGACGAACUUAUUUCACUUGCAACAACUCGUCUUCUACAAGAAUCGUCGGAAGACGAAUACGACAACCAGACAAAAACUUGGGCCAACGAACUACGCAAGAUGGAUCCAAGGCAGCAGCUCUAUGCUAAAAAAGCUAUUAAUGAUGUGCUAUUCGAAGGUCUCUGUGGCACUCUGACCAGAAACUCGGUUCAGAUCAACUGCACUAAUGAGUUUUGUGAGACUACUCCAUGUAGCAUGCACAGCAUUGGCAGUGCUUCCUCCACACACAGAACAUAGCCUGUCUUUCAGGUGAAUACCCAGGAAAUUGGUAGCAAUUUUGUUGGAACAACACGUCAUGAACUUGCUGACUAUUUUGCAAAUAUUGAACCUCCCACUCAGUCACUUUCAUAAUAUAUACUUGGGAGUGUCUGGACUGGAUGGAUCUCCGUAUAGAGUUGGGAGUGAAUGUUGUUGUAGCUGUACAAAGUACACAUGUAUGUAACUUGAAAUUGAGCCUAAGCUAAUUGUAAUUGCUAUGACGAACACCAAGAUGUGAGAUUCGGUAAAAUAAACACGUUCGUGAAUUGUAUAAUUUUCUUACCUUGAUAGUUUGCUGGCGUUUGAGACAUUGUAUAGUGGCUCCGCUAUAUCAAAAACAAUCCCUCCGAUUGCUUGUGGUGAUGUUCUGGUGGGGAAUUUUAGAUCUUAGAAACAAUCUCCAGUGGCCAAAAACCGCAGUGUGAUACUGAGCCGUUCGUUUGCUGAUAUGGCUUGACGCAUGAUGGUAUCUUUUUUUACUACUAUUGGUCUCACUAAAGUUCGUCAUACGCAGCGUCCAUUCUCAGGACAUUCCUGUAAUCAUUCGGCUAAUCGUCCUUUAACUUACUUAGCAAUCGUCCAUGUCCGAGUUCUCUUCGACGCAGAAACCUUUUUUUCGCCCACUUGCUCCCCAUUUUCGGUUUGGAGUGUUCACCAGGGCAAAAACUAUUGCUAGUGCCAGAGAUGCUUUCAACUCGAAGUUUUCUAUCAAAAUGAAAAUUGACGAUAAAACAUUGAUCGUGUGUGGGCAAGAUCAAUUUCAACAAUAAAUCAAUUGACAUCAUUUAAUUGACGAAAAAAUUGAACGUGUAUGGGCCGUUAAAAAGUAAAAUAUAAAUUAUUGACACUGUAAAGGUUGUUUUGAAAAUAGGAUACAGUUCUACAAUGACACAGAUAGGCUUAAUUAUACAUUAACUUUUUAAAAUAAAUUAAUUUUAAGAUUUAUUUGAAAAUUUGAUUAGAAAUUAUGGGUUGUUGCGAAUAGAAUAUGAUUAGAUUAAAACCAUAAUUAUAUAUAUAGUUUGCAGUCCAUUAAAGUUUUCCUUGUUGUGGAAAAGAGUCAGUAGCAACACAGAACAGAUCAAUUUAAACAUUUAUAAGAAUAAUACAUGGCAUCAAACAUGUAAAUUUAUAGAUUAUAUGCACGGUCAAUAUUAAUAAAUGUGUGUGUAAGUCCGUGUUCUUUGUCUUUAUUUUUUCCCUAAUAUAUUAUUAUAUUAAUUUAUUCAGCAGGCUGAACCGCCAUACUGUCCUACAACAAUAGUUCAUUCCUGUGUGACUAGAUAUGAAGUUCCCUUCCUUAGUUUCCUAGUCAUGCGUUGCUCUA
This is a messenger RNA of Patella vulgata (common limpet), 2224 nucleotides long. RefSeq lists its product as uncharacterized. The coding region runs from base 7 to 876 and encodes 289 amino acids. The record is from RefSeq and is a predicted model, not a curated record. The transcript has 2 exons. Lineage: Eukaryota; Metazoa; Mollusca; Gastropoda; Patellidae.